CGUCUCUCCGCGCGAUCCAGCAGCAUAGGGCGCGCGCGGACGACGUAGCUGUAUGGGGGCGCGAUCAGUAUUGGUAUUUUGCUACGGUGCGAAUCCAAAAUGUCAGACAUCGAUAAAUGGAUAGAGACGGCGAAAGAAUGCAAAUACCUGCCCGAAAAUGAUCUCAAGAAACUCUGCGACAUGGUGUGCGACUUGUUGCUGGAGGAGUCCAACAUCCAGCCUGUGUCCACCCCGGUGACGGUGUGCGGCGAUAUCCACGGCCAGUUCUACGAUUUGGAGGAGCUGUUCCGCAACGGUGGCCCCGUACCGGAUACAAACUACAUAUUUCUGGGGGAUUUCGUCGAUCGGGGCUACUACAGCUUAGAAACGUUCACACGUCUGCUCACACUUAAAGCUAAAUGGUCCGACAGGAUAACGUUACUACGCGGUAAUCACGAAUCUAGACAAAUCACGCACGUUUAUGGAUUUUAUGAUGAAUGCCAAAACAAGUACGGCAAUGCCAAUGCGUGGAAGUACUGUUGUAGGGUAUUUGACUUGCUCACAGUUGCUGCCUUAAUUGAUGAACAGGUUCUUUGUGUACAUGGUGGACUGUCUCCGGCUAUUAGAACACUAGAUCAAAUUAGAACGAUUGAAAGGAAUCAAGAGAUUCCACACAAAGGUGCUUUCUGUGAUUUGGUCUGGUCCGAUCCAGAAGAUGUAGAAACAUGGACAGUAAGUCCACGCGGCGCAGGCUGGCUGUUUGGCAGCAAAGUGACUUACAUGUUCAUGGAGGUGAAUGAUCUUAAACUCAUCUGUAGGGCGCAUCAACUAGUUCAGGAAGGUUAUAGGUACAUGUUUAAUGACAAACUCGUCACAGUGUGGUCGGCUCCGAAUUAUUGUUAUCGAUGUGGUAACAUAGCUAGUAUCAUGCAGUUCACGACAGUGGAUCAGAGAACACCCGUGCUGUUCCAGGCAGUGCCUGAUUCCGAGAGAGUAAUCCCACCUCUAACGCCCACUCCGUACUUUUUGUGAUCUAUCUUAGUGGCUCAUCAGUACGGAUGCGAAAGAGAAUUAUCUGUGUCUAGACACUAUGGAAUCACAUGAUUUGAUUGGCCGGAUCCCAGGCUGGUACCAUGACGGAACCAUACAUUCAUGAGAAUAUAUCACCGAUUAUACAUAUUACUCUAGAAAAUUUUGAUUCCCUUAAAAGAAAUUGUUUGAUGCGUUCUACGAUCGAAGUAAGACACUUAGAGGACUGAAUUGUCGUGUGAUUGCUCUUAUUCAGGGAAUGUUCUUUAGAUUUUUUAAGAACUUUAUCAGGUUUUACAUGUUGUAAAGCUAACUUUUAUAUAUAUACAUAGUAUCUGCCAUUGCAUCAGCCUGAUUUUUGUAGCACGAGAAAAAAAAAGAAGAAAACGAUAUUUUGCAUCAGAGCAAAUGUGAACAUUCUGUGGUCUAGACGCUUUUGCUGUCUAUGUACAUUCUGUAGAGCAUUCAUAUCUCAGAGCAGCAUUCUGGACUUCGAUGUUCAAAAGACUAAGAGCUUUUAAAUAAUUUAUGAGCGCAGAUAACGCAAGUAGUCCAGUGCUGUGUGAAUAAAAAGAAGGGAAUAAUAAGAAAUAUCACGUUUAAACAUUCCGGCAAAAAGUACACUCUGAGUAUGGUGAAUGCUUCUCUGACAUUACAAUCGUUGUGCGUAGAAUUCAGGUUUAUUAAAGCGUGAGCAUAUAUAGUACUGUUAAGGUCUUCCUGAACAUAUAAAUGAUCUGUUGCUGGUUUAGGUACUGUGUGUGCUGCGUGCUGUUUUUAUUUUCUUCUAAAUGCGCAAUCAGUGUUCUUAGCAAGAAUCGCAAAUUCGGCUCUUUUUUGCCGAGGUACAAAUAGCGUGUAGCAGUAGCCAAAGUUUUCCUGCUUAGGGGUAAGAUAUCCGAUAGCGGGAUCGUUAAUAGCAUCAUAGAGAGUUCUCUUAUUAUUUUUAUGCACAUGGCAUUUUUUUACGCUUAAUUUUAAGAAAUUCUAAGCUCAAAUAUUGUCUCUAAACUACGUUGAUACACUUUAAUAUUCUUUUCUGAAAAGAUAUCCACCGUUCGUUUGUCACACUUCUCUUCUAUAUAAAUAUAAAUAUAAAUAUACAUAUACAUAUAUGUACAAAGCAAUAUUUUCAAAUACUAUUGCAUUCUCCGAAUCUUUGUACAAUUUCCAAUAUCGUAUGCCAAAUCGCUGUCGUAUUGAAUAAUCGUAAUUAGCUAAUUGUCAUAAGUUCAUUAAUGUAGGGAGCAACUUUAAAAGAAAACAAACCGAGACCCUUAGCAAUGUGCCUCUAAAUUAAUAAGCGUUUGUGUAAUAUAAUGAUACGAUAUUGAUAUGACAUAAUUAAUGGAAUGCACCGGCCAUUGCGUAUCAUAAGCCUGAAUUCUGACCAUCGAUUUUUGCUAGCUCACGAUAAUUCCUAACCGAUCACAGACCCGACAAAUACGGCAUUGGCAUUGUGGCAUAGGCUGUCAGGUUGAGACUACUCUAUUUUGAAUUUUGUGAUAUAGACCGAAGGGAGGCGUGUGCAAUGGUCAUGUCGAUGUUUAUAACGACUCUCCUUGUCGCACUAUUCGGAGGGCUUCUGCGAAGACCCGUUAUUCCAAGGAAUGUAAUAAACUUUUGAACAGUGCCUUCAGAACUAUAACACGACGGUCUACUAGAAGUAUAAAUGCUUUCUUACUGACAGAUAAUCAUAGACGAACUAACAUAAGGACGAAGAAUCAUGCAAAUACCAGAGCUUAACGAGAAUGCGUAUGGGGAAAUUUUUAUCACAUCCUUUCUUUUUAUUCUUCUAUAUUUCAUAAACCUUUCACUAUUAUUUGGAACGAACCAUUGCUUUGUCGCAAAACUUUUUCUACGAUAUACUUACGUUUUACGAUUUUUACCUACCUUUUAGGUCUAACUCUUACAUUUUAUAACAUUACACGCGCGAUAUAUUCUCUAUUUGUACUACAUUUAUUACAACGUACGAUUACGCGAUGCUCUACGCGAGUAAUGUAUUACAUUAAGUAGAAAGAGCGCAUAUAGAACGAAUCGGGACACGGAGCUUGCGUUACAAACUCGACUCGCUACAUUUGCAGCCUCCGAGUCGUGAAACGGUUUCGCAACGGCGGGAACGCCCUACGUGCAGUACGGGUAUCGUAGAAAUCCUAAAAGAAAAAAAAAAAGUAUUAGCCUCCGUAUCUAUUGGGGCGUUCGCGGCCGUUUUCGUUUACCGGAAUGCCUCUGUCUGUGAUCGCUUUAAUCUUAUCGAAGUGUCCAAGCGCUUGCGGCGACUCGAUAUUAAUAAUCGGUAAGCUCGCGAGAGUGAGAGAGAGAACAAAUAAAGACAAUUUGCAAGAUAAAAAUAAAAUAACGAAGACUAAUUUAGCUUAAUGUGCUCCGUGCGGGAGCUUGAACACUGCGCAUAAUCCUUAAAGAUCUCACAGGUAGACACCAUUUUAAAACGAUCAUCAUGUACCUUGAAAGUAUAGACUUUGUUAUGUUAAUGUAAUGAAGAACGUCUGUAAUAAAAAUGCGCAAAAAAUCGCA
This is a messenger RNA of Vollenhovia emeryi, 3543 nucleotides long. RefSeq names its product serine/threonine-protein phosphatase 6 catalytic subunit (gene PpV). The record is from RefSeq and is a predicted model, not a curated record. Gene Ontology annotation, biological process: peptidyl-serine dephosphorylation; G1/S transition of mitotic cell cycle. NCBI's taxonomy places the organism in Eukaryota, Metazoa, Arthropoda, Insecta, Hymenoptera, Formicidae. Bases 100 to 1011 code for a protein of 303 amino acids. Gene Ontology annotation, cellular component: cytoplasm. Gene Ontology annotation, molecular function: protein serine/threonine phosphatase activity. The transcript is spliced from 7 exons.